AAUCCAUGUUCGCAUUGUGUAAGCUGUCUUCGAAAAAAAUCUUUAAAUUUCACCACACGAACAAACCCUAGAACCAGCAAAACCAACCAUUAGAGCCAGUGAUUGCAUGAAUUCUUUGAAACUCUUCUCAAUUUGAGGACGAAAUCCCUCUCACAGGGUUCAUGGAUUCAGAUUUACAGUUGCCUUCCCCGGCAAAUACUGACAGUAAAACUGCAUUCCGUAAGCCUUUAAGUGAUGCAGCUAAUAGGAAGUAUCGUCGGCAUUCUCCAGUUGGUGGAUCAUCGUCUGAUGGGAGUCCUAAACAUGGCCAUAACGGCAGUCCGUCAUCUUUACGUAAAGAUCCUGUGAAAGUCUUGGAGAAUCAACCAAGAAUCAAGGAUGACGUGAGAGAAUUAGACAAGGAUUCUAGUCGAAGCCAUUAUGGCAGAGCUGCUUAUUCACAUAGACACUCUGAUCGGUAUUCCUCCAGGAAUUCUCAUGGUUACUCUAAGCAUGAUGACAAUAUCAGACAUGACAGGCGUGCAGAUGAUGGAGAAAAAGAUAACUACAGGUUAACAUCUCAUACUGGUCGAGAGUCUAGAGGCAGUAAUCGUUCUGAUUAUACAAGACAGGAUAGUGAGUAUGUCCGGUCAAGAGACUCUGGGGACAGAUAUAAUCGUGAUAGGUAUGAUAGUUCAGGAUAUAGAUACAAGGAGAAAGAUCCGUCAGCUGAAAGAGCUUCAUCCGGUAGGAGACAUGGUGGCUCAAAUUCCGAGAAGGAGCGGCAUAGGCGAGAUGGUCGAGAUGAGAAAAGAGAUUACUACAAGAGAUCUGGGGACUACAAGAGUGAUCGUACAUUCCCCUAUGAAGAAUCCCGGGAGCAUGGAAUUGAAAGGGAUCGCUUUAAGGAAGAUCGAAAGGAGACAGGAAGUCAAAAUCUUGUCAAAGAGGCAAGGAAGACACAUGAUGAUGAUGAUCAAGAAGCUAAUAGGGGCAAGAAUGGGUAUGAUAGAGCAUCAGGGGAGAAGGGUGAGAAUAGGUUUACAUUUGCAACUGAAAAUCAAGAAUCUUCUGCAAAAAAGCAAAAGUUAUUUAGUCCGGAUAAGGCGACUGAUUACGAUAAAAAUGCUAUAGCUGCUGCAAUGGAGUCUUCAAGUUCAAAGCAAGCACAUGAGAUUGAUGGUGAAACACAAGGACAGGCUCAGGCAAAUGUCGCAGAGGCAGCUGCUGAUUUAGAUGCUGCAAAGUUUGCUGCGAUGAAAGCUGCUGAAUUAGUUAACAGGAACCUUGUCGGAUCGGGUGUUUUGUCUACUGACCAAAAGAAGAAACUACUCUGGGGUUCGAAGAAGAACACAAAUGCAGAAGAGCAGUCUGCCCAUCGUUGGGAUGCUCCACUGUUUGGAGAUCGUGAAAGACAGGAAAAAUUCAACAAACUCAUGAGUCUGAGGUUGCCUUGGUACCUAUGGCCAAUUGUAGGGUGUGAAGUGCGACUUCAAGCCAGAGAACCAAGAGGGUGGUGGCCUCCUCCAAGCCGAAAAGCAAAAGGAACUGCAGCUGGAUUUGGAGAAGCAAUAUACUGCUGGACUUCGAAGAAGAGAUGGCCGCACUGUUGGUUUAGGCCUUUAAGCUUCUGUAGAUCUGUACUUAUUCCUUCUGUCACAGAUAUUUCAUCACAUUUUGCUGCACUAUUAUGCAAGAGCGAUGCUUCUUGCUAUGUUAUGCUUAUUUCAUAUGAGGACAUGCUUUGUUAUUGGAUAUAUCAGGUUUUGCCAAAGAAAAAAAAGAUGGGUGGUGUUGUGUGUUCUAUGGCUGCCUUGAUCUCAUGGCACUAUCAUCAUUAAUUGAUUAUUGUCUAUGCUUGGC
Tripterygium wilfordii is the source of this 1842-nucleotide messenger RNA. Its product is annotated as arginine/serine-rich coiled-coil protein 2. The record is from RefSeq and is a predicted model, not a curated record. NCBI's taxonomy places the organism in Eukaryota, Viridiplantae, Streptophyta, Magnoliopsida, Celastrales, Celastraceae. The transcript has 7 exons. Bases 162 to 1820 code for a protein of 552 amino acids.